GGGGGCAAUGUUGGCACAACAAGAAGCACAAGGAAAGAAAGAACAUGCAAUCUACUACAUCAGCAAAAAGUUCAAUGAUUGUGAGUGUAAGUACACGGCUUUAGAAAAAACAUGUGGUGUCCUAGCUUGGGCAGCAAAAAGGUUAAGGCAGUAUAUGUUGUAUCACACAACUCAUUUAGUAUCCCAAAUGGACCCCAUCAAGUACAUAUUCGAAAACCCCACAUUUGCUGGGCACCUCGCCAGAUGGCAAGUCCUCUUAGCAGAAUUCGACACUGUUUACAUAACAAGAAAAGAAAUUAAAGGGAGCGUCGUUGCCGACCAUUUAGCAGAGCAUGCUAUUACAAAUCCCGAAUCCAUGAUAAUGGAUUUCCCAGAUGAGAACAUAAUGACAACAGAGGAAGAAAAAGAAAGCUUACCACAUGGGAGUUGGAUCAUGAAGUUUGACAUAGCUUCUAAUGCUUUAGGGCAAAGAGUGGGGGCCGUCUUUAUGUCCCCGGAAGGCGAAAUAAUGCCAAUUACAACCAAACACUGCUUCACGUGUGCCAACAAUGUGGCAGAAUAUGAAGCAUGCGCCUUCGGCAUACGAGCCGCACUUGGAAUGGGGAUAAAAAGGUUGAAGGUGUAUGGAGACUCUGCACUAGUAAUCUUUCAAAUAAGAGAUGAAUGGGAGACCUGAGACUCAAAGCUCAUCCCAUAUCAGAAGCUCAUCAAAGAAUUGAUAUUGCACUUUUAAGAAGUAACGUUCAAACAUGUAUCACGAGUGGAAAACCAAGUUGCAGAUGUGUUGGCUACCCUCGCAUCGAUGUACAAAAUGGAAGAAAUGGGUGAAGCACCAUGUAUUAAGAUCAAGAAACGAGAUGCUCCCGCAUACCUCAUGAAUAUUGAUGGGGAACCAGAUGGCAAACCGUGGUAUUAUGACAUCCUAACCUAUAUCAAAGAAAAAGAAUACCCGCCAGGGGCGUUUGAAAAUGACAAAAGGACUAUACGCAAAUUGGCCUAUGGGUUCUAUUUGAGCGGAUCGACCUUGUACAAAAGAAACCACGACUCAACACUGUUGAGAUGUGUAAAUGCAAAGGAAUCCUCAAGAAUAAUUGAAGAAAUACAUGAAGGUAUAUGCGGUACACAUGCAAGUGGUCACGUCAUGGCUCGGAAAAUAUUGAGGAUGGGGUAUUACUGGACUAAAAUGGAGGGAGACUGCAUCCACUAUGUUCGGAAAUGCCACAAGUGCCAGGUGUAUGCGGAUGAAAUUCAUAUUCCCCAUGCCCCCCUCCAUGUCAUGUCAUCACCCUGGCCUUUUGUCGUCUGGGGAAUAGAUGUUAUCGGAUCAAUCGAACCCAAAGCAUCAAAUGGUUAUCGAUUCAUCUUAGUAGCAAUAGAUUACUUCAUCAAAUGGGUGGAAGCGGCCUCCUACGCGAACAUAACCAGAAGUGUGGUAGUAAAGUUUAUCAAGGAGAUUAUUUGUCGUUAUGGAUUGCCAGAAAGGAUGAUCAUCGACAAUGCGAAAAACCUGAACAACAAAAUGAUGGAUUAACUCUGUGAACAAUUUAAAAUCAAACACCAUAACUCUGUACCAUAUCGGCCCAAGAUGAACGGUGAUGUCGAAGCCGCAAACAAGAACAUUAACAAAAUCAUCCAAAAGAUGGUGAUCACAUAUAAGGAUUGGAAUGAAAUGCUACCAUUUUCUCUGCAUGGAUAUAGAACAACAGUGAGAACAUUGAUGGGUGCAACACCUUUUUCUCUGGUUUAUGGGAUGGAAGCAGUGUUGCCAAUUGAAGUAGAGAUACCAUCCUUGAGGGUAUUAAAAGAAGCAGAACUCGAAGAUGCCAAAUGGGUUAAUGCCAGGUAUGACCAGUUAAACCUGACUGAGGAAAAAAGGCUAAGGGCCAUCCGUCAUGGUCAUCUCUAUCAAAGACGUUUAAUCAGAGCAUUUGAGAAAAAAGGUGAAGCCGAGACAAUUUCGUGAAUUAGAGCUGGUCUUAAAGAAAAUUCUGCUCCGACAAGGAGAUCCAAGAGGGAAAUGGGCCCCUAACUACGAAGAUCCCUAUGUAGUAAAGAAGGCCUUCUUAGGAGGAGCGCUUAUAUUAACAGAUAUGGACGGGGAUGAGUUACCAUAUCUAGUGAACUCUGACUCGGUGAAAAAAUACUAUGCCUGAGGACGAAGUAACGCUCGAUCAAACCCACGAGAAUAAUGGGACAAGUGCAAGGUGGACUGUCAAAUCAUGAAUCUCUUUAGUAUUUCUCGUACUUGCUCUAUAUCCUUUCCUUUUACGCCCCAUCAAUAAAAUUCCAUGAGAAUUCGUCUCAAUCAUGCACUUGUUACUCUCCUUUACUUAUCAUUCUGCCCCCAACUUGCAACUGAUUGUUGCAUCCUAUACCAUCCAAUCACAAAUAUGACCCCGUGAUAGUCACCCAACAACUAUACAUUCGCUUAAACUAGCUACGGAUUCACAGUCUCAAAAAGUUUAAACGAUUCGUGACUAGCAUACGAUCAAAAGGAACAAUAACAAUUUCGAAGCAAUUUAACAAAAAUUCUCAUGAGAACUAGGGUGACGUCGUCUUUUUGUUCCUUUCCUCCCUUGGUCUUGCCCCGCACAAGAAAGGAAAGAUUCAAUAAUUGUUACAGUCUUAA
Molecule: messenger RNA, 2629 nt
Organism: Linum trigynum
Lineage: Eukaryota; Viridiplantae; Streptophyta; Magnoliopsida; Malpighiales; Linaceae
Source: the annotation of a GenBank genome assembly